Messenger RNA from Cladophialophora psammophila CBS 110553, 1518 nucleotides. RefSeq lists its product as uncharacterized. Gene Ontology annotation, biological process: transmembrane transport; carbohydrate transport. Gene Ontology annotation, cellular component: membrane. Gene Ontology annotation, molecular function: carbohydrate:proton symporter activity. The record is from RefSeq and is a predicted model, not a curated record. NCBI's taxonomy places the organism in Eukaryota, Fungi, Ascomycota, Eurotiomycetes, Chaetothyriales, Herpotrichiellaceae. The transcript is spliced from 4 exons. The coding region runs from base 1 to 1518 and encodes 505 amino acids.
AUGGCGGUGCUUACGGCAACGAAACUCACAGCCUACAACUUGAAGUGUCUGUUCUUUAUUGCUUUUGGAGCAUUCUUCUAUGGAUACGAUAGCGGUUGCACGACCUCCAUCUUUGGCUAUCCGCAAUUCAUUACGUUCUUCGGCUUCACCUCCACAACGCUAGGUGCCCUUGGCUCCUCCUACUAUGGAGGAAACUUCAUCGGCACCAUAUGCAACUUCUGGCUUCCUGACGCCAUCGGCCGCAUCCGUACCAUCCAGCUAGCCUCCGUCGUCUCGAUCCUAGGAGCGGCUCUUCAGAUUGGUGCACAUAACAUUGGUACGCUGAUGGCUGGAAGGGUGAUUGGAGGAUUUGCCUGCGGCAUCGUAUACAGCUGUUGUCCUCUCUACGCAAGCGAGAUCAGCCCUCCCGCCUUUCGAGGUAGAGCUGGUGGCCUGUACAGUUUUAAUGUCGGCUUCGCCUAUAUGUUCACCGAGUGGUUGGGCCUAGGCUUCUCAUAUAUAUCUGGCAACGCCGCAUGGCGCGUGUUUCUGGGCCUACAGCUGGUUUGUCCUGCUCUCAUGAUUUUGGGCUCCCUCUACCUGCCGGAGUCACCUCGCUGGCUAGUACUAAAGGACCGCCAUGAGGAUGCCCUGAUCGUGCUGGAACGUAUCCACGGUGAUGCCGACGGUAACAAGUCCUUCGCCCAUGCCGAGCUUCACCAAAUCAAUGCGCAGAUUGCGCUCGAGAAACAAGAACGAACCGGCAUCACCGCGAUCAUCAGGCGGCCUUCCUACCGCAAACGCCUGGUCCUGGUCGUCAUCUUCAUGGUGGGCCAACAAGCCACAGCAAUUAUUCCCAUGCAGAAUUACCAAGUCAUAUUGUAUGAGCAGCUGGGUUUCUCGAACAAGCUGGUGCUCAUCCUUGUUGGCAUUUGGGGCACCAUCACAAUCGUCGCCACAACCACGGGAAGUCUGCUUUUCGACUACACUGGCCGUAAACCUCCCGUGUAUUUCGCCAUGGGAGUAAUGACCAUCGCGACGAUUAUGUUGACUGCGUUUUGGGCGACGUUCGAAAGAUCCGGCAGCACAAACGCCACAUACGGUAGACUUGCCAUUUUCUCCAUGUUCCUUUUCAACUUCGGCUACGCCUUCAUCAUGAAUUCAUUCGGUUACGCGUACAUUCCAGAGAUCCUGCCGACGCCCGUCCGUGCUGUAGGCACAGCGAUCAUGAUGCUUGUGUUCAACGGUAUGAUCAUUCUGCUGGUCCAGGUCACGCCUAUCGCUAUCAAAAAUAUUACUUGGCGAUAUUUCCUGGUUUUUAUCGUCUGUGAUGUUAUUUUCACUAUAGCCUUCUACUUCAUGUUUCCUGAAACUUCCGGAAAGCCACUCGAGGAGGUUGCUGCGCUAUUUGGUGACCCGAUUGCGGAAACACUUCAAGAAGCCGAGCUGCACAUGCAAGAAAAGCCAAUAAAAGUCCUAGCGGAGGAGUUGAAGACGUCCGAACACGAAGACAGUUCCCAGCAUGUUGAGGUGCCAUAA